Messenger RNA from Hermetia illucens (black soldier fly), 426 nucleotides. RefSeq lists its product as uncharacterized. NCBI's taxonomy places the organism in Eukaryota, Metazoa, Arthropoda, Insecta, Diptera, Stratiomyidae. The transcript has 2 exons. The record is from RefSeq and is a predicted model, not a curated record. Bases 1 to 426 code for a protein of 141 amino acids.
AUGACCAUGCCAGAUAUAAUUGAACCUUACAUAGAAACAGACUUUGAAAAGGUCUUCACUUCAGUCCUGUACACGAAAAGCUCAAAACAUAUUGAUGUUCAUAAAUUGAUAGCUGAGGAGCAGAAAGAAUGUUCAAAAGGCUUUCGUGUCUGCAAAGAGCAGCUUAUAAUCGAUACAGCAGCUGUGAAGCAGGCAGUCCAACCACGAAAUAUCUUGACAGCCUACAUCGAUUGUAAAUCAACCGUUGACUUCAUAUCACAUUCAUGGUUACUACAAAUAUUACGCUUGCACAAAAUCAAUCCGAAUGUAGUUCUUCUCCUGAAACCAGUGAUGAAGAAUUGGAGCACGAAGCUAUCGCUACCCUCACAAGCAUCAAAAGAGAUACCAAUCCGGCGUGACAUCCUUCAAGGCAAAAUGUGCAUUUAG